AUGAGCAAAAAGAAAGUCAUUAAUGUUAAGGAAGCAAAUGGAAUGGACAUUGAGGGAAAUGCUGUUAUUAAGGAAGAAGCUACAAGGUUCUUUAUUCAGCUAUUGGGAGGUAAUGUGGAUACUUCUAAUUCUGAAGCAAGAAGAAACCUGCUAGAAUCCCUUCCUAUGAUCCCCCACCACAUAAUUGUUUUAACCAAUAUCUCCAUUGUUGACCCAUACUUACCCUUAGACUUUGUUGAGGAAAUCAUAGAUAACGCUUUCGAUUUGGGGCUUUCGAUGGUAGACAAUUUUCAGAAUAUGGAAAGAAACAUACUCUCAAUGAUCGUGAAAAUUAGAGUACUUUUUAUCGUACCCUCAAUUGACAGGGACGAGGAGGAGGAAAUUGCUUCUAUCAGAUCAGCAACGAAAUCAUCUAUUGAAGUAUUGAAGAAGGUGACACUCAAACUCGAUGAUUCUUGUUCAAAAAGAGAAUGUGCAAUUUGUUUGGAGACGUUUUGUGCGGGGUUGGAGGUCACUCGCAUGCCAUGCUCGCAUAUGUUUCAUGGCAAUUGCAUUGCCCGAUGGUUGGAGAAGAGUAGCUUGUGUCCCCUAUGCCGCUUUGCCAUGCCUGUUCACUAA
This is a messenger RNA of Ilex paraguariensis (yerba mate), 618 nucleotides long. Lineage: Eukaryota; Viridiplantae; Streptophyta; Magnoliopsida; Aquifoliales; Aquifoliaceae. The record is from the annotation of a GenBank genome assembly.